UUUUGACAGUACUGAAUCAAUGGAGGAAAUAGAGCAGGCCACAACAACUUCACUCCCAUCGCUAAGGCUAAAUUACGACGUGUUCUUGAGUUUCAGAGGCGAAGAUACUCGCGAAAACAUCACUAAAAACUUAUACGAUGCCUUAUACUCAAAAGGCGUCCGAGUUUUUCGUGACACAAACGGGUUAACUCAGGGCGACGAGAUCGCACCAGGUCUUAUGGAUGCAAUCAACGAUUCUGCUGCAGCUAUUGCUAUUAUUUCACCCAAUUAUGCUUCGUCGAGAUGGUGUCUCGAGGAAUUAGCGACGAUUUGUGAGUUGGGUAAACUCGUUCUGCCCGUUUUCUACCGGGUUGACCCGUCGGAUGUGCGAAGGCAGAGAGGACCAUUUCUACGUGAUUUUGAGAAUUUAGAAGGAAGGUUUGGAGUGGAAAAGGUGGUGAGAUGGAGAAAUGCUAUGGAAAGAGUUGGUGGAAUCUCCGGCUGGGUUUAUUAUAAUCGUGAAGAGUCACAGUUGAUACAGAAUUUGGUGAAAAGAGUUUUACAAAAAUUGAGCAAUUCCCCAAUAUUUGUAGCUCCAUUUGUUGUUGGAAUUGACUACCGUCUGGAAGAACUCAUAAGGCAGUUAGAUGUGAAGCACAAUGGUGUCAAGAUUAUUGGGUUGCAUGGAAUCGGAGGGGUUGGUAAAACUACUCUUUCUAAGGCUGUUUAUAAUAAAUUUGCUUCUCAUUUUACACACAGGACUUUUAUCUUGAAUGUUAAAGAAAUAGUUGCUCAACAAGGCAUUGUGUCCCUUCAGAAGAAAAUAAUACAAGGUCUUUUCCCGAGCAAGGUCUUCUCCUUCUCCCCUAGUAAUGCACAUGAGGGAAGAGUAAAAUUCGGACGAUUUCUUCAAGAAAAGCGCGUCCUGCUUGUCUUAGAUGAUGUAGAUUAUGUAAAUGAUGAUGUUAACAUACUGAAGGCACUAAUUGGUGGGAAAAACUGGUUUUUUGAAGGGAGCAGGGUUGUUAUUAGUACUAGAAACAGAGGAAUUUUGCUAGAAGACAUCGUUAACGAGACAUUUGAGGUGAGAGAAUUGGGUGGUCCUGACUCACUAAAACUGUUCAGUUACCAUGCAUUUAGAAGACAGGAGCCAUUUCCAGCUUUUGUGAAUAUGUCCCAACAAAUUGUCUCAAUCACUGGAGGGCUACCAUUGGCUCUUGAAGUUUUUGGUUCUUUCUUGUUUGAUAAAAGAAGCGAGGAGGAAUGGAUAGAUGCUCUAGAAAAGCUAAAACAAAUUCGCUCACCUCGUCUUCAGGACAUCUUGAAAAUAAGCUAUGAUGGUCUUGAUGAUGAAGAGAAGUGUAUAUUCCUUGAUGUUGCGUGUUUAUUUCUUGAUCAAUUAGAAAAGAAAGCUGAAGAUAUAAUUGAUGUGAUGAAAGGAUGUGGUUUUAGAGCCAGCAUUGCAUUUGACACUUUAACUGCUAGAUCAUUGAUUAAGGUAAUUGAUGGUGGGGAUUUGUGGAUGCAUGACCAGAUAAGAGAUAUGGGAAGACAAAUUGUUAUACAACAAGGCAUUUCAGAUCCCGGGAAGCGCAGCAGACUUUGGGAUGUUGCUGAUGUUUUGAGUGUGUUACAAGGAAGGAAGGGGACACAGCACAUCCAAGGGAUCAUCCUGGAUCAGUAUCAGAAGCCAUCAUCAAAGAUUAAAAGCGCGAAAGCAAUUACUAGAGAGCAUUUUCAACAAGUUCCGACUUUUACUUCUGCAUUAGCUUACAUUAAAGAGUUGUGCAAAGAACAAUUUCAAAAUGAUGCAAAAAAAACCAAUGAGUUGGUAUUGAACACUGAAGUAUUUGAUCCUAUAGUUAAUCUGCGGCUACUUCAAUUCGAUAAUGUGAAACUAGAGGGAAAUUUGGGGAAGUUACCUUCUUCACUAAAAUGGCUCCAAUGGAAAAGAUGCACACUUUCAAGCUUUUAUUCUGAUUAUUAUCCAAGUGAACUUACCAUGCUUGAUCUCUCAGAGAGCAAAAUAGAGAGGUUUGGAAACCAGGAAUGGACCUGGACUCGCAAAAAGGUGGAAAACAAGUUGAUAGUUAUGAAUAUCUCUCGUUGUCAUAAAAUAACAGCUAUUCCUGAUUUAUCCACGCAUAAAGCAUUGGAAAAGUUGAUAGCUGAGCGUUGCAGUGCAUUGCAAAAGAUUCACAGAACAAUUGGGAAUCUGAAUACGUUACGUCAUAUAAAUCUAAGAGAUUGCCGCAACCUUGUUGAAUUUCCAGGUGAGGUUUCCGGGCUGAAAAAUCUUGAAAAGCUGAUACUCUCGGGCUGCUCGAGAUUGAAACAGUUACCUGAACAUAUAGGCAAGAUGAAGUCCUUACAAGAACUUCUAUUAGAUGGGACUGCUAUAGAGAAGUUGCCUGAAAGUAUAUUUCGCUUAACAAAACUUGAGAAGUUAAGCUUAAGCCAGUGCCACUCAUUGAAACAACUUCCUCGGUUCAUAGGAAAGCUAAGCGCUUUGAAGGAACUCUCUCUUAAUGGUUCUGCUGUGGAAGAAAUACCUGAUUCUAUUGAACAUUUGCAGAACCUUCAUACUUUAAACUUAAUUAGGUGUGAGUCACUUGCUGCUAUUCCCAGUUGUGUUGGCAACCUCAAAUCUUUAGCAAAUCUCUGGCUUUAUGGCAGUGCAAUAAAAAUGAUGCCAGAAUCUAUUGGUUCUCUGUAUUAUCUUAGGUCCUUAUCGCUCGGAAACAGUCAGCAUCUGAAUGCAUUGCCUGUUUCAAUUAAAGGAUUGUCUUCUUUGGUUGAGCUUCAAAUAGAAAAGCUUCCAAUUAUUAGUCUUCCGGAUCAUGUUUUUGGUGGACUUAAAUCACUGAAGAAUCUUGAGAUAAGGAACUGUGAGCGCCUUGGCUCGCUUCCCCACUCCAUUGGAGAAUUGUUAGCUCUUAGAACAAUGACUCUUACCAGAAAUGAUGCUAUUACGGAGCUGCCAGAAUCAGUUGGGAAUUUGCAGAAUCUUGUCAUAUUGAGAUUGACCAGAUGUAAGCGACUUUGCAAAUUGCCAGCUUCAAUUGGGAAACUAAAGAACUUAGUACACCUGCUAAUGGAGGAGACUUCAGUAACAAAAUUACCUGAAACAUUCGGGAUGCUAUCGAGCUUAAUGAUUCUGAAGAUGGGAAAGAAGCAUUUCUGCCAGGUAUCACAAAGUACUGAAACCACAGAACCAGCUACCUACACAGAAAGGGAAACAGCACCUGUUGUGCUUCCUUCAUCUUUCUCAGAGCUAUCCAUGUUAGAAGAACUUGAUGCCCGCACGUGGAGAAUAGUUGGGAAAAUACCGGAUGAUUUUGAGAAACUAUCAUCUUUGGAGAUCAUCAAUCUUGGUUUCAAUGAUUUUUCCUAUCUCCCGUCUAGUCUGAAAGGACUACCUUUCUUGAAAGAGCUCCUUGUUCCCCACUGCAAACAGUUGAAAGCUAUUCCUCCUCUUCCCUCAAGUUUGCUCAACAUAAAUGCUGCAAACUGUGGAGCACUAGAGAGUAUGUACGAUAUCUCAAGAUUAGAGUUCUUGCGCGAGCUAAAUCUUGCAAAUUGCAUGAGUUUGGUAGACAUCCAAGGUAUCGAAUGCUUGAAAUCCUUAAGAAUGCUACGUAUGGCUGGUUGCAAUGUCUCCUGUGCCUCUAUUGUUAGAAGCAAACUUGGUAAGGUUGCUGUGAAAAACUUGUAUAAUUUUAGCAUUCCAGGCAGUGAAAUCCCAAGUUGGUUAACUCCAGGUGAGGUGCAUUUCUCAAAACACAGAAACAAUGAAAUUAAAGCAGUGGUUAUUGCCAUAGUUGUGUCAGUGAACUGUGCUAAACCAGAUGAUUUAAGGGAUGAAUUGCCUGUAAUAGCUAACAUCCAUGCCAAAAUCGUUAGAGCAAAUCGAGCAGUAUAUACUACUGGUAUGUACUUGGUAGGAGUCCCAACUACGCCCCAGGAUCAAGUUUACUUGUGUAGGUAUCAAGAUUAUCAUCCAUUAGUAUCUAUACUCGAGGAUGGUGAUAUAAUACAGGUGGGCUUGGGCAACUUUCCCAUUACAGGGAUUGAACUGAAGAAGUGCGGAAUACAUUUAGUUUACGAAAGUGAUGAUGAUUAUGAAGGUAAUGAAGAAUCAUUGGAUGAAAGCCAACAAUCUGUAUCAGAAAGAUUAACAAGGUUUAUUGGAGCUUCUAAUAGAAAGAGCAACGUCUUCAGCUCGAACUCAGCUCAAGAAGAUGGAGAAAAGGAAAGAAGGCAUAACUGUUUUAGUUUCAUUAAGGAGAUUUUCUGUGCUUUAAAGUACCUUCUCUUUAGGUAAUUUGCAUCCUUCCUUCAAGCAUGAAGGACUUUGUGUUCUCAAACGUUUACUGCAGAAAGCUCAAGUUUCUCCCUCAA
This is a messenger RNA of Nicotiana attenuata, 4380 nucleotides long. Its product is annotated as TMV resistance protein N-like. Lineage: Eukaryota; Viridiplantae; Streptophyta; Magnoliopsida; Solanales; Solanaceae. Bases 20 to 4303 code for a protein of 1427 amino acids. The transcript has 6 exons. Gene Ontology annotation, biological process: signal transduction; defense response. Gene Ontology annotation, molecular function: ADP binding. The record is from RefSeq and is a predicted model, not a curated record.